AAAAACGACGGUGAUAAAUAAGAAUGGUGGGUGGGGGAGAUGGGAGGACUAUGGAUGGGAGACUAAGCACUGCGCGUCGGGCGCAGCGCGGUGGCGUCGAUGUUGAUUUCGCGCAGCUUGCGUGGGACAUCCGUGGGCAUGCGCAGCACCUGGAGGAGGCACUUGGCGCCGGGGGUCUUGAUCGCGUUGUGGCGGAGGUCCAGGACUUCGAGAUGGGCAAACCCACGCGACUUGAACACAGCGGCCAACGCGCCGGCGCUCCGGUCGGCCAAUGCGUUCUGGCCCAGCCGGAGCGUCGACAGCGACGCGUUCGAGUGCGAGAACGCCCAUGCCAGCGACAUCAUGCCCGCGUCGCCAAUGUUGUUCUCACUCAAGACUAGUUCUUGCAUCUUGGGCGCGGCGUUCGCUAGCCAUAGGCUCAUGGCGGUCGCGCCGUAGUCUUGGAGGCCGUUGGCAGCGCAGUGGAAUUCACGGAGGUGGGGACACGCUCCUUGCGAGAGCGCGUGGAAGAUAAAACGAAGGGGGUGUUCGUUGUCGGGAGAGAAAUGAUCGCGGAAGAGGCCCGAGAGGGUGAGCGACUUGAGGUUCUUGCAUGCACCCGUCUCCAGGCACUUGGCAAAUGCAUGACAGAUCGCGGCAGGCGAGACAGAGCUAGCCACGGCAGGAGUCGGCGAGGGCGGAGGCGUAAUCGUCAACGUUUCCACCAUCGUAAACCCCGGAGGAAAUGGGCAUUGCCCAGAUAGCAUGUUGCCAAGGGUGUCCAAGGACAAGCUGAGUGUGAGUCGAUCUUUCUCGCUGGACACAGGAAUGCAGAGCUGCGACAUGGGUAUCACGCCGUUUGUGACCGUGACGGGGACCGGGGCGUCUUUAGUGCGACGGGCAUACGACCGCGACAGGUUAGCAGGGACUAGGACCUCCGACAUCGCGGGCCUUUGCAAUGUUGAUGAUGCCGAUGAGGACGACGGAUGCGACAUUGCUGGAAGAAGAGUGGGAAGAGUGGACGACGACUGUGGGGACGUCUUUAGGGGGGCGUGGCCCUGUUGGGUGAGGUCGACCACAUCGCUGGGUCGGCGUCGCUUCUGAACGCUUCCGUACAAGUCGCGAACAGAGUCAUGGACGCGGUGUGGAAGCGUGUGAACGUCUUGGUAGGCGGCGAUCGACGUCGCGUUCUGAACGAGUUUAUGGUCGAUGCGAGCAGCGACUUUGGUCAAGUGCUCCGGGGACGCCUGACAUCGUUGUCGCAGGAGGAGAACAAUCUGUUGCCGGACGCCCUGUCGAAUCGCAAGCGGGACCUGCAGCGAGGACGACGGUAACGACAUCGUUUGUCGCCGCGACGGGCUCGCGUUGGCGGGAGCGGAAGGCGCGUGCAUGAGACCGCCGUGAGAAUCCAGAAAUGGGCGGUCCGUUGCGACCGCUGGUGCUACAGAC
Messenger RNA from Aphanomyces invadans, 1428 nucleotides. RefSeq lists its product as hypothetical. Bases 24 to 380 code for a protein of 118 amino acids. The transcript has a single exon. Lineage: Eukaryota; Oomycota; Saprolegniomycetes; Saprolegniales; Verrucalvaceae. The record is from RefSeq and is a predicted model, not a curated record.